AUGGGCGCCACCCCAUUCUACCGUUCCAUCCUCAAGGUCCGGUUGCCGAGACACUUCGACAAACCAACAGACAUGAGGUAUGACGGAACACAAGACCCGCAGGAGCACCUAACGGCCUUCGAGGCCCAAAUGAACCUCGAAGGAGUGGAAGACGAGGUGAGGUGCCGCGCUUUCCCGGUCACCCUGGCAGGCCCGGCAAUACGGUGGUUCAAUAGCCUCCCGCAGGGUUCUAUAGCCGCCUUCUCGCACAUCAGCCGCGCCUUCUUGGCGCAAUUCACUUCUAGAAUCGCGAAGGCAAAACACCCAAUCAAUCUUCUCGGCGUGACCCAACGUGCUGGGGAGACGACUAGGAAGUAUCUAGAUCGGUUCAACGACGAAUGCCUGGAAAUCGAAGGACUAACCGACUCUGUGACCAACCUUUGUCUGACGAAUGACCUUUUUAAUGAGGAUUUUCGAAAGCACCUCACCACUAAACCGGUCUGGACGAUGCAUGAGAUCCAGACCGUAGCCAAGAAAUACAUAAAUGAUGAGGAAGUCAGCCGAGUCGUGGCUGCCAACAAAUGGCAGCCCUCCUACAAUCAACCCAGGCACCAUGGUAACGGAGAAAGAAGUUUACCAGCAAAUCGCCGAAAAGGGAAUAUUGAUGAAGCCCCGACCUCUGAAAGACCGUACAGGGGGAACAAGAGCCUCUACUGUGAUUACCACAAAGGCUACGGGCACCAAACACAGGACUGUUUCGACCUGAAAGAUGCGCUAGAACAAGCAAUCAGGGACGGUAAACUGGCCGAAUUCUCCCGCUUUAUCAAGGAGCCGAGGAGACGACAUCGCGACCACGAUGAAUACGGCAGGACCCGAUCGACGAAACGGCGGCAAGAACCAGAAGACAACGAUCACGGCCUCACCAUAAUAAACGUGGUGACCGCCAAGAACACAGCGCCAAAGUCGAGGUCUGCGCACAAGAAAGACGCCAAAGUCCUGGCAAUUUCCUCCUCGCCGGCACGAAGCUCCAAGAGGUCCCCAACUAUUUCCUUUGGGUCAGAGGAUCAUUGGUUCGACGAGGUCCCUGAGAACCCACCCAUGGUCAUUACGGCUAGGGUGGGAACCGGCCUCAUCAAACGAAUCCUUGUGGACACGGAGGCAGACUCGAACAUUAUGUUCCACAACUUGUUCGAUGCGCUAGGUUUACGGGACGCCGACCUCAUGACUCACCAACACGGUGUCAUAGGGUUGGGUGACCACUUCAUUAAGUCGGACGGGAUAAUAUCCCUCCCGACCUCCGUGGGACAAGGACAAGGGGAGAGGUCAAUUAUGGCCGAGUUUGUGGUUCUACGGGACUCCACUGCCUACAACAUCAACCUGGGGAGGAAAAUGAUCAACGAUGUUGAGGCGGUAAUCAACACGAAGCUGUUGGUUAUGAAGUUCGUGGCUGAUGACGGAUCUGUAGGGUCCAUAAGAAGAGAUCUGGAAACGGCAGUUGCUUGCGACAACGCCAGCCUCUCCUUGAGGAAGAAGUCUAAAGAAGCAUCCGGAGUGUUCCUUGCGGACUUAGACGCCAGAGUCGACGACAAGCCAAGGCCAGAACCAGAGGGGGACUUGGAAAAGUUCAGGGUCAGUGACACGGAGGAAAAGUUCACGUUCGUUAAUAGAAACCUCCCACACGAGUUGAAAGAACCCCUAGUAGAGAUGAUUAGGGCCAACGGAGAUCUAUUCGCUUGGACGCCAGCCGAUAUGCCGGGCAUAGACCCUAGAGUCAUGUCACACCACCUGGCCGUCAAGUCGGACACCCGUCCAGUGGCCCAAAGAAGGAGGAAGAUGUCCCAGGAGAGAGUAGAGGAGGUGGCCAAGCAGACGGCCAGCCUCCUAGAAGCGGUUUCAUAG
Arachis stenosperma is the source of this 1878-nucleotide messenger RNA. RefSeq lists its product as uncharacterized. The record is from RefSeq and is a predicted model, not a curated record. Bases 1 to 1878 code for a protein of 625 amino acids. The transcript has 2 exons. NCBI's taxonomy places the organism in Eukaryota, Viridiplantae, Streptophyta, Magnoliopsida, Fabales, Fabaceae.